Naegleria lovaniensis is the source of this 936-nucleotide messenger RNA. RefSeq lists its product as uncharacterized. Bases 1 to 936 code for a protein of 311 amino acids. The transcript is spliced from 2 exons. The record is from RefSeq and is a predicted model, not a curated record. Gene Ontology annotation, cellular component: anaphase-promoting complex. NCBI's taxonomy places the organism in Eukaryota, Heterolobosea, Eutetramitea, Acrasida, Naegleriidae.
AUGAACCAACAUACAUUCAAUUUGAUUCGUGCACUCAAUAAUAACAACCUCUCUCAUCAUCACCAACAAAACAACAACAAUCACACACAGGAAAUAUUAUUACAGACAAUAUAUGGAAAUUCUCUGAAUUGUUACGAGUUGUUGGAUGAUCCUAUGAAAAAUUUAUGUAUUUCCGAAAUCAAGUCCUUCUCGUUGAAUGAUAAAAAGCCUGUGAUGGAUAUUUAUAUGCAACGUAUGAGGCAAUACUUUAUCAAAAAUCAUGUUCCGAUAUUUAAUUCAAUUUCCAACGUAGAUUCAUUGCUAGACAUUGUUCAAAACAUCUGUAUGAUUGUGCAACGAUAUAUACAAUUUUUUGAAAUGUUAGAAAAUUAUUUAGGAAUUGAUGAUGGAAGAAUGAGGGAGGAAUUUAUUGUUUUUGUUCAAUCCACACUCUUUUACAAAUUAAAUAUUGAUCAAAGAGAAUAUUUAAUUAAGAAGAAUAUAUCCGAAGUGUUGGUUCAAUACUACCAGGCAACAUUUAUGGCAUUUGCUUCUACAAUUGAGUCUGAAGAACCAUCACUCGAGUCAGAACACGUCAUUGAAAAUUUUAAAUUAUUCUCAGGUCAAGUUCGACUAUUGAGAGCUAAUUUCAUGAAUUCUAUAAUUUCCAAUAGCUGGAUCUCUUUCAUGUUCUCAGCCAUUAAGGAGAAAAUUACCGAAGUUGCAACUACUGAUUUUGAACAAGAAAUACUCAGUUACAUACAACAAUGGAAAGAACAAAUUAUAUAUCCCUAUAUGGAUAUAUAUUUUUGCAACGACCCUUCUCAUGAAUUGUUCAAUACUCUCAAAUCUCAAGUGGAUUAUUUCGUAUUUGAAAACUUGGCAAAGAUAAGGAUAAAACAAAUAUUUAAUAUGAUCAUUGAUUUUCCAACAAGUCAACAGGCUAUUAUGAUUUAA